This is a messenger RNA of Arabidopsis lyrata subsp. lyrata, 1347 nucleotides long. Its product is annotated as proline-rich receptor-like protein kinase PERK5. Lineage: Eukaryota; Viridiplantae; Streptophyta; Magnoliopsida; Brassicales; Brassicaceae. The record is from RefSeq and is a predicted model, not a curated record. The coding region runs from base 344 to 1042 and encodes 232 amino acids. The transcript has a single exon.
UUUCAAGAGAAAAAAACAAAUAAAGUAAAGAUCUUUGUGUGUGGGUUUAUAUAUUGUGGUGACCAUUGCAUAAUUGAAAAGUUAAGUAAAUGGGUAGGGACCAAUAGAAACCAAGUCAAAUUACAUAGAGAUAAACUUGUCUAAUCUCUCCCGCCACCCACUCCUAUCUUCCUCUAAUCUCGCCUCUCAUCUCUCUUUCUUCUCUCUCUCCUCUCUCGUCAUAUAAAAGACAUUAAACUCAUUCUUAAUCCAACUCUUCUAAAGUCAUCUCUCUUCUAUCUAUCUAUCUCUGUUUUUUCUUGUUUUGUUUCUUGUCUCUUCUUGAGAGCUAAAAAAAAAUCAAAUGGCCAUUGUCCACGUUGAUGAUUCAUUCAAGAGACCUGGAACUAUACCUUUUAGCUGGGAGAUCCGACCCGGUGUACCCAAAACCCGAAUGUCUCAACCCGGUAACACUACUCCUCUUCAGCCUCCAAAGAAACUCUCUCCUCUCCGGUUAAAACCUUUGUCUCACUCUCAGCCUCUUCUACCGCCGGCGUUAUCUCCACCGUCUUCUUCUUUCAUCUCCAACUCCAAAAGCCGUCCUUUAUCUCCUCUCACUCCCCAUUCCUUUUCUACAACCCCAUCGAAGCUCAAGCCGCCACCAACACCGUCGUCGUUUGCUGGAUUCUACUCUCCGGGUCCUUCUUUCCGAUCCUCUCCGCGUGCUUUCUCGGAACGGUGGCAGCUCCACCGCCCUAACCGGAUUCGACCCGGAUCUGAACCCGAACCAAGUUCCGAUUUUUCUGUUGCCGGGUUCGGGUGUUUCCCGUCGCCUAGGUUUAGGUUGAGGAAGAAUAAGAGCGGUGGUAGUCGGAGGAAAACCGGGUCGAGAUCGGAGAAUGAUUACUACUGCUCCGACAUGGAGACGAUGUCGCCGUGGACUGUUUCUAGCCGGAGAUCGGUUUCUCCGAGAUGGGAAUCACCCAAGUCGUCGUUCUCUUCCCUCCGAUUCUCGCCACGAAUCGCCAACGAGGCUGAAUGGGUUGGGUUUGGACUCUUUUGAGCACAUUUGGCUCGCGAUCGGUUCUUUAGCCAUCCGAACAGCUUCUUGAAUCGCUCAAAUCAAAUUAAAGCAAAUGUUGGGCUAAAAUGGGAGUUUUCAAAAGUUUAGGGUCCUAUAUCUAAUGUCCUUAGAGUUUUCACAUCUUUGUAGUAUAAUUUGUGGAAUGUGGAUGUCUAAAGACAAUCCACCAUUUUGAAGUUUUUGAGUGCGAGGGAUGAAAGAUUGUAAGAUAUGAAAAGUAAAAUUGAAUUUUCUUACAAGUAGAGGAAUUCAAAAAUCACACUAAAAGUAAACAUUUUCUGCGA